Messenger RNA from Lepisosteus oculatus (spotted gar), 1206 nucleotides. The record is from RefSeq and is a predicted model, not a curated record. NCBI's taxonomy places the organism in Eukaryota, Metazoa, Chordata, Actinopteri, Semionotiformes, Lepisosteidae.
AUGCUGCUGUUUGCAAAAGUGCUGCUAAUCGCUCAUUUUUCAAGAGCUGAAAAGCUUAUUUGCAAGCCAUAUGGAACACAAGAAGUGCCUCAGUUUUCAAAAUAUGGAGACAUCACAAUAGGAGCAAUACUUUCAAUCCAUAAAAACCCAGUUGUUGUGAAUCCAACAUUUAAACUCAAUCCAGGUCACAUCAUCUGUGAAAGUUUAAAUCCUGGAGUGUUACAGAUUGCUCAAGCUAUGAUCCUUGCCAUUGAAGAAAUUAAUAACAGAUCAGAUAUUCUUCCUAAUGUUACCCUGGGCUAUAAGAUAUAUGAUUCCUGUCGCUCCAUACCUCUGUCUAUAAAAGUAUCAUUGGAAUUAAUGAAUGGGCAUGAAGAAGGACUUCUAUCAAACCAGUCCUGCACCAAACCCUCGACUGUCCACGCCAUCAUAGGGCAGUCUAGUUCAACACUAGCAAUAGGCAUUGCAGCAACUGUCGGACCAUUUCGCAUACCAGUGAUCAGUCACUUUGCUACAUGUUCCUGUCUCAGUAACAAAAAGGAGUUCCCCAGCUUCUUCAGGACAAUCCCCAGUGAUUAUUACCAAAGCAGAGCCCUUGCAAAGCUUGUGAAGCACUUUGGAUGGACCUGGGUUGGGGCCAUUAGAAGUGAUAAUGAUUAUGGCAACAGUGGGAUGGCUACCUUUAUACAAGCAGCUCAGCAAGAGGGGAUCUGUACUGAAUACUCAGAAGCCAUUCUGAGAACUGAUUCUAGAGAGAAAUUCCUUAAAGUUGUAGAAAUCAUUAGGAAAUCAUCUUCAAAGGUGCUACAUUACAUGAGAAGUGUUAACUUCACAACCAGGAGUGGAGAGAAGGUGUAUUUUGAUGAAAAUGGGGAUCCAGUAGCACGAUAUGCAGUAGUAAACUGGCAUCUGAAUAAGGAAGGGAUUACAACUAUUGAGAUUAUUGGACAGUAUGAUGCCUCAUUACCAGAAGGACACCAAAUUAUAAUAAACAAUGCCAGUAUUGUAUGGGCAGGUAAUCACAGUAAGGUAAGGUAUUGACCAGCAAAUUGACACUAACAGAUGUGACAGAAGGACAGAAACAUUCACUCACCCAAUUCAAGGCAUCAUUAGAAGUACAGUACUGUCUCCUAUGUUCUGAGACCUCAUUUGUUGUGAUAGGAAGAGAGUUAAUUAACAUUCACAGCCAUUAUGGAUAAGCAAAUA